GAAUGAAAUUAGCGACAGGUAAAGUUCGCUGUUUGACCUCUCUACACAAUUUCAUGCAUAUGAUAUCGUUAUGGAUUUUGAGACAAUCAUGGAGGAUUUUGUUGGUGUAGAAGUUCGAGAUGCGAAUGGAGCUUUUUACAAGGCUGUACUUAAGAACAUCCUUGAUGAUGAGGCAAGCAUAGCAUUUGAAAACAAUUGGACAGCUGAGAGGAGAGUUCCAAUCAACGUAGUUCGUCUUCCACCUGAAGCAUCCAGAGAAGUGCUCGAACUCAAGGCUGAUGAUGAAAUUGAGGUGUAUUCAAGGUCGUUUGAAGGUGAGCCUUGUGGAUGGUGGAGAGCCAAGAUACAGAUGGUCAAAGGAGAGUUCUUUGUAAUAGAGUAUACAGGCUACGAUGCCACCUACAAUGAAAUAGUGCAAGGCGAUAGGCUGAGGCGGAUAAAUCCAAAUGGGUGUUUGAGCAAAGAUAGUAUUCACAGAGCAGUCGUCAAUGUACCGACUGAACUCAGGCAAUUUUGUAAAGAUGCAUCCAAUCAUCGGGAUUACGUGAAAGCCACCAACGCUCUUCUGGUUACGUACAGUGAGGAUGAAAAUGCAUUGGUAGUCUUUGCUACAUCAGCACAGGGUGUAAAGAAAGCACAGAUGCUGAGUGAUAUGCACAUACGCAACCUCAAAGAGAAGAUUCUCAUGCUAUCGAGGGCAGAAGUAGCAGCACAGCAACUAGAGGUGACCAAGCAUCAGACGGAUUCGUGCAUGGAAGAGUUUGAGGUGAAGGAAGAGCUGAUGGGACUGGCUAUCGGUAGCCAUGGUGCUAACAUCAUGAAUGCCAGGAAGGUGGAAGGCGUCAAGAGAGUGGACCUGGAAGAAAACACAUGCACAUUCAGAGUGUAUGGAGAUACCCCAGAAGCUGUGAAGAAAGCCAGAAGUAUGCUGGAAUUCUCUGAUGAUUAUAUCACAGUACCAAGGCAUUUAAUAGGCAAAGUAAUAGGCAAGAAUGGGCGUGUCAUCCAAGAGAUUGUAGACAAGUCAGGGGUUGUGAGGGUAAAGGUCAAAGGUGACAACGAGAGAGGUCAGAUGGAGGAUGAUGGGGUGGUUCCGUUUGUCUUCGUUGGGACCAAAGAUGCAAUUGAAAAUGCAAAGAUUCUCUUGGAGUACCAUCUAGCACAUCUCAAGGACAUGGAGGACCUACGUAUCCAGAGACUGCACAUCGAUGAGCAGCUGCGUUCAAUGGGUCACUCUGCCGGUACCUACCCAUCCAUGGGCAGAGAGAGGAGAGGAGACAGGGGUUAUGGGUCAGACCAGUCUUUGGAUGACCAUGGGGGUUACAGAGGCAGAGGAAGGGGCAUGUCCGGCGGGAGAGGGAUACCAGGGAGGGGGCGCGGCCAACGGGGGAGAUCGUUUACAGAUACAAGUCGGAGUGGAUCAGAGAGGGAGGAGCCUAGAUCAAGUUCUUGGGCGGAUAGAGCUGCAGUCUCAGAUGACCAGGGUUACAGGCGUAAUGAUGAUGGACCUCGCUACAGGAGAGGUGGCGGUGGUAGAGGGUCAUUCAGGGGGCGAGGCAGAGCACCCUAUCGUGGUGGUGGUGGCGGCGGAAGACCACCAGUCAUGAGAGAUUCCCAAAGACCAUCAUCACCCCUUUCUGGGACGGAUGAUGACAUCAGACAUGAUCAUAGGAGGCGACAAGAUGACGAGGACGAUACCGUGCUGGAAGACACGACCACUGUGGAUGAAGAUGUCACUAAUAACAAUGGAGCUGAUGACCAGCAGAACAGGAGGAGGCCUACUAAGAAGCCUAAGAAGAGGAGACCAAAGGGUGUCAAACCAGGCGGUGAUAAAGAGGAAGAUACAGAUACGAGCAAGACGGGAUCACCUCAGUUCAACAGACGACCAUCAGGUCCUAGAAAUCGAUCCAAUGGACAUCCCGGUAACAGCGGACGGGACGACAACUCUGCCGGGGAACAGCGAACAUCCGGACCCCCGCGGCCCAACGCUGACAUGCCCAACGGCCGUGCAUCGGCAAACAGCAAACCACCCCCACAAGAGCAGCGAGAGCAACGAGAGCAGCGAGGAGGAGGAGGAGGAGGAGGCAGAGGGCGGUAUAGUCGACCGAGACCACGGGGCGGGCCCACCACGAACGGCAACAUGACGGGCAGCGACACGGAGCGGCUUCCUGCUAAGGGCAAGCAGGGGAACGACGCACCCGUCUCCUCGGCUGAAAAGGAACCCAAAGAGGGCCUGACAAACGGCACUGUUUGAAGUUUUAUAUUAAAGGAAGUGCGUCUUUGGUUAAGAAACGCGCGUUCUGGUAUAAAUCGCCUGUUUCAAAAUUAUGCAAAUUUGUGAGGAUUAUGAGAAUCUGUUUCUACUGAAUUUUACUACUUACAGUGACUAUGAUGAAGAUUUGACUGAUGUUUUUUUUUUUUUCUCUGCUUUGACUUGAUCUGAAGAAUGACCUUGUUUAAAUGUGAUUGUGUUGUAUUCAUAAUAGAUAUGCUUUCGUGUAGUCCCAAAGGUACGAUUCUGUGCUGCCUCUGUCGUUCUAGUCACAUAGCACUGCUGAAAGGGGUAUGGAGAAUGUGUAGAAUGCUGACUGUAAGUUAGGCCUGGAAUUCUGAUAUCCAUCGAUCGGGGUAGCAGGCAGUGGAAGACUACAAUAAACUCAUGCUAGAUGCCACUGAGCUGCUAACACGUUGAUAAAUAGACUAGGAUGAAGCAAGACAUCAAACUAUAGACUCACUUAAGCUUGAAAGAAACUCUAGAUAUAGCUUGUUUCAAAGCAUGUGUUUCUGAGGACAGUUGGAACUGUAGCUAGCCCUGUGGUGAGACCACAUGAUUGCUGUUAAACGGCUUGAAAGCACAUUGGUGAAAGGACAUGUACGUGUGUGUGUGUGUAUGUGGUACUCUGUGUCGACAUUUGAAAAUAAACUAUUGGUGUCUCUUGCUGAAACAUACCGAAGAAAUGCUGAAGAAUCUCCUAUCUGAUGAUAGAGACCCAUUAAUGGGUUUGAUAGACAUGCAAAAUAGACAAUGGCGAAAACCGAAUAGAAACAGAAAAAUACUUGCAAGUAUACUCAGAAGUUAUACAUCGUAGAAAGAUCACUGUAUCACAAAAACAACUUUGUGUAUGCUUCAAUAAUUAAUCCUACUCUUAUUCAAAAUUUGGGGAUAUAUUAUCAACAUCAUUCAAGCCAUGUGACUUGGUAAACACUACUCAGCAUUUGCCGGGGCAUGAAAUACUGGUUUGGAAAUAUAUCUGUACAUUUAUUCUCAAGGUAAAUGGGACAAUACGGAUGCAAUGACUAUCUUCCAUAACUUGAAUGGUUUUAGAAGUGGACAAAAUGAGACAGAGGGAACAGCUGGAUUAGACUUUGACAAUACUUGAUACAACACAACAUAACACAACACACACGUCUUGGUAAUAUUGAGUCGACUAUCUGUAAGGAAGUCUGGCUUGCAUAUCAUAGGCGUAGGUAGUCUUCCCCUACUUCGACUUGAACUUACGUACCAGAACUCAUGAAUAAUGCUGAUGAUAUUUAUAAUCUGGAUUUAUGCAGCGCUUAAUACAAAAUGCCAUCUCUAAGCGCUUACAGAUAUUUUUACCCGAGUCAUCGGUUUCAUUCACGCACAAUGUGCACCAUCUCCUUUCCCUGGGGAGUAGUCCAACCAUAUGGUCGCGUGAUGGCAGAUGAUGAUUACUAACACAUAGGCUUUCGUCAUCCUACCAGGUCCUCAUUUCUCUCCUGGGUAUGGAGUGGCAAAUGUAGAUUAAUGCCUUGCCAAAGGACAUUGGUGCCGUGUCGGGGAUCGAACCCACGACCACGACCACACCUCUACAUGUGAUGGCUAUGCAGCUUUUCAACCUGAGGUGUUGUCUAGUGGCAUGUGGUCCUAGAGGCAGGAAUGUUGUAUGUGAAGACUUACAUAAGAGAUUGAUAGUGUUAUAUAUCCAGAGUAGAACACACGCCGGAGCCUGAAGUCUCUUUCUGUUUAACCUGAAAAUCAAGGGCAUGAGAGACUGAUUUGGGUUUUAGAAUAAUCGGAUUGCAGAGAGAGAGAGAGAGAGAGAGAGAAAGAGAUCCCCAAAGUCUCGGACUCGAAGAUCAAGAGUAGAUGAUGAACACCUUUACUACUGUCUUGUAUUUACAAGGAAGCCAUUUAAUUUCCCCCAUCUACUUGCUCCGCCCCAGAAUGUACAGUUUGGAGGACAGAAACUAGACUGACUUUAAUACAGCUCAUAAAGCCACCUUGCAAAUAAGUUGUAUGAUAUAAAUAACAGUCCAAUUUGACCUUGAUCAAGUGUUCCAACCUUCUGCUAGCUCUGAAGGAACACUAUCAAUAAAAUUCAUUUUUGCGUGAACAGAAAUAUGUAGAGUGCAAUUCAGCAAAUUGUAUGUCACCACUUGUUUAAAAGGUGCUCCUCUUCUUUGAAACAUGCGGUGGAUAAAGUUGAGAGUACCUAAUACAUGUUUAUUUUUUAUAAAGUUAAUGCAGUUCAUUAUCUCCAAGAAGCACUUUUGUACGCAUUCACACCAAAGCACCAUGCAGUGAAUAUUUUUGUUAUUGUCAGUUUUGUUUUUGUAUGAUAUGAGAAUUGAAUAGGAUUAUGAUUGUGUUCUCUAUUGCCUUCAAGGUGAUAAUUGUUUGAAACUCUUUGCGGUUCUGAGAGAAUUAGUAAGAUGUUAUACAGCUUAUCGGUGAUAUUUCUUGCUUUUGUGUCCAUGUUGCAUUCUUACUGAUUAAACGCUUAGAGCCUGCAGGAAUUCUCUUUCGUACGAGUUCAUGAGAAGUAGUCUUUCAUUUGUUACUAGUCUUCGUAGUAUCUACGUGAUUUUGUUUCAUCACCAAUAGAGGGAUAAGUAAGGAAAUGCUUGGAGCCAGGAUGACGUUAACUCGGAAUAAAAUGGGAGUUCAACGCCCUUCUGGCUCCUAACAGAGGAAAUGUCAGUUCAAUGAGUUUUGUUUCUUGUUUAGAUGUUGAACGUUGGAUGAAUAAUUUCUAUUAGUUUUGCAUGCAGUCUUCCUUAUAGUAUAGAAAUUUUUACUGGUACACUUAUUGCAUGUAUUCAGUCUUAUUCAUCUUAUUUGAUUAAUGGUGAUAUUCUUUAAUUGUAUUACGAUAAACUGUUUAAUUUAAUGAUAAUGCUGUGCAUUUGGGCGUAUGAUAGGCAUUUAGCUUUCUCUAUGUGUUACUCACUUUAUACACAAAGAUACGACAGAAAAUGCAUUGCAAGCUGGAAAAUUUGUGUUGUUGUAAAGUUCAAAAGUUGUCACAAAGUACAAAAUUUGUCACCAGUGUCUUUACUUUGGAAUGGAGAUUGGUCGGUAGAGUGUGGUAUUCAACAUGUGAAGUUCACUUUCCAAUGUGUUAUAUUCACAGUGCAAGACAUAGUCUGUAACUCAGAGGUUUCUGUGUAGAUUGUACAUUGUUUCUCAACUGUACAGUACAAUAUAACGUGGUUGCACUUCAAGUAACUUCAUUUUUGCACGACAGUUAUCUUUAGUGCAUGAUUUUAUCUCUAAGUUAGGACGAGUAACCUUCCCAAUUGUCUAUAAAUCAUGUACAGUAUUUUCAACAACUACUCCAUGUGAAAACGUGAAAGUAUCUGGCUACUAUUUUGUGCAUGACAUAACUUUAAACAACUUGCUAUUUCUACAGGUACAUCUCUGAUUAUUGAAGUUUUGCUUAAAGAAAGAGUCUGAUACUUGGAUGGAUAAAGAGUGAAGUUAAGAGUUACACUUCAUACAAUAUCGGCUUGCUUGAAUAUUAACCGGAGGUUUCUAAUAAACAUUGACAUCACAUCUGCUGAAAUUGACAAGAAGAAUUUGAGAAACGAAGUGAGUUAUGAAAACGAUGCCUGCUAUUACAAAUCUACCAAUGAGCUUGCACUGCAUGUGUCGUGAUAACAUUAAUAUGUGAAUACAUAAACCCCAAGACUUGGCUGCAAAUGUGAUGGAAUAUCCAUGCUGUAUGAUAAUGUGUAUGAUAUAAUGAUAAAAUCUUGGAUUGUUCUUUUCUAUAAAAAACUUAGACAUUUAUUUGUUCAUGUUCACGUUUUUUCACAGUGCCUAUUACGAUAACGAUAAAAGCUGUGUAGCAUUUAAGGACGUUUUUGGUAUUAUUUAUUUCUCGGAGUGCGAGAUUGACGCUGAGCCGAGAAUAGACUUGUACAUUAUUGCCAAAUACUUUCUUAGUCGAGCACAGAGACCGAUUUAAAUGUAGAAAUGUCGUUGGAUUGAUUACCUAUAAAAAUGUACAGCAUUAUGUUAAACAAUGUAAACCAAGACUUUGUGGAGUUCAUGUAGAAUCGAGUACUAAAACUGUUGUGUAAAGUACGUUUUCACCUCGCAAUUGUAUUUAAGAUAAAAUCUUGACAAAAAAAGUGCUAAAAAGACAAAAAAAUGAGGAAAGAUGAGUGAGUGAGAAUAAAAUAAAGAUGACAUGAGCAAGUAUUACAUUGUAUAAAUACAGGUUUACGCUGUACGCGUGUUCAAGAGUAUGUAUUGCUUGUUUCUCUUUCGUUUCCUGUGCAAGAGACGCAAAUUCGUAUUUGGACAAAAUAAAAGAAAAGGAAUAAAAACAACC
Messenger RNA from Strongylocentrotus purpuratus (purple sea urchin), 6581 nucleotides. RefSeq names its product fragile X mental retardation syndrome-related protein 1. Gene Ontology annotation, molecular function: translation regulator activity; mRNA 3'-UTR binding; protein homodimerization activity. Lineage: Eukaryota; Metazoa; Echinodermata; Echinoidea; Camarodonta; Strongylocentrotidae. Bases 71 to 2254 code for a protein of 727 amino acids. Gene Ontology annotation, biological process: regulation of dendritic spine development; central nervous system development; regulation of dendrite morphogenesis. The transcript is spliced from 16 exons. Gene Ontology annotation, cellular component: neuronal ribonucleoprotein granule; dendritic spine; axon. The record is from RefSeq and is a predicted model, not a curated record.